AUGUUCGAUGACUUAAAGGAAAAGUUGGCGAGGGAAAGAAGAAGUAGAGAGAGAAUUGAGUUGUUCAAUACCAAAUUGUUACAUGAACUUGCUGAAGUCAACUUAUUAGCCAAACAGUUUAUGACAAAUUACGAGAAAGAAAAGAAAGAAAGAGAAUUAAUUGCGGAAUUGUGUAAUGAAUUAGUCACGCAAAUAGGAGAAGACAAGGCUAAGCUUAAGGUACUGAGCAAUUCCAUAGAUCUUUGUGAGGAAGUGGAAGAAGAAAGGAAAAUGAUGCAAAUGGCCGAUCUAUGGCGUGAAGAGCGUGAACAAAUGAAGUUAGUUGAUGCGCAACUUGUUCUUGAAGAAAAAUAUAAUCAAAUGGUCCAAUUGAUAGAUUUUCUUCAAAUGUUCUUAAUAUCAAGGGGCAGUGAACUAGACACCACAGAACUAAAGGACGUUGAGUUGAUCAAACAAGCAGUUGAAUCAGUAAAUAUUCAACGUAUUGUGGAGCUUUCAUAUGAUUUCUCAAAGUCAAACGAUAUAGUUUCCAUUUUUGAAACUCAUGAUGGAGAAGGGUUCAAUAAAAACUCUAUGUUCCAUCAAUCAAGUUCCUCCACUGUUGAGGAUCGGAAGUUUAGCUCAACACCACAAAAAGGAGACACCUAUCUCAUUAAUGUUAACCAAGACAAUGAUAUAUCUGAGAGUGAAGCAGAAUGUAGUGAAAAGGCAUGUUUGAAAUUUCUAAAGACGGGAGUUAAUAGGGUAUGUUCUAAUUCUAUAUCAGCAGAACAAACAAAGUGGAAAGCUUCUCCUGCGGCCUCUAAACGUGGAACAACGACAAUUUCUUCAAAAUCUUUUCAACAUAAAAGGGCAAGACAAAGGAACCCACACAUAACUCGUGGGAUGAAAGGAUGCUUAGAAUGGCCACGUGGCAUUCCAAAAUCUCAUUCCAAGGUUAUUCCAUUGGAAGAAAUAGUGAAAAGCCAGAAAUCUCAGUUGCAACACAUACUUAAGCACAAGGCUUAA
Messenger RNA from Abrus precatorius (Indian licorice), 1008 nucleotides. RefSeq lists its product as uncharacterized. The record is from RefSeq and is a predicted model, not a curated record. The coding region runs from base 1 to 1008 and encodes 335 amino acids. The transcript has a single exon. Lineage: Eukaryota; Viridiplantae; Streptophyta; Magnoliopsida; Fabales; Fabaceae.